AUGAGAAUGAAAGUGGCACAGCUCACUUGGCUGCUCCUAAUGCUCCUUCCUUGCCACCACUUUUUUUUCCCUAUUGUAUGUACUGCAAACCAGAUUGAUAACCUUAACAAGUUGAUUAAGUCCCGGAGAUCAAAAAGUCCUCCGGUUGCACAAUCUUGGGCUGAACUAGCUGUCGGAGAUGAACAUUAUUCUCCGGUGUACAUUGGACCUCAAGAUGGAUUGAGGAAAGCUGACAAGAUUAGAGCUCUACCGGGGCAGCCAGAAGGAGUGGACUUUGAUCAGUAUGGAGGCUAUGUAACUGUGGAUCCAAAAGCAGGAAGAGAACUGUUCUAUUACUUUGUGGAGUCACCACAGAAAUCUUCCAGCAAACCUUUAGUCCUAUGGCUCAAUGGAGGACCAGGAUGCUCAUCACUUGGCUAUGGAGCAAUGGAAGAAUUGGGACCCUUCAGAGUCAAAAGUGAUGGAAAGACACUCUUCAGAAACGACUAUGCAUGGAACAAUGUGGCAAAUGUGCUAUUCCUGGAAUCCCCUGCUGGAGUCGGGUUUUCAUAUUCAAAUACAUCCUCUGACUAUGACAAUGCUGGUGAUAAGAGCACCGCCAACGACUCGUAUACAUUUCUACUAAACUGGCUUGAGAGGUUCCCCAAAUACAAAACCAGAGAUUUCUUCAUAACCGGAGAGAGCUAUGCUGGUCACUAUGUGCCUCAGCUUGCUUACACCAUCCUGUCAAGGAACAAGAACACAAACCAAACAAAAAUUAAUCUAAAGGGCAUUGCAAUUGGGAAUGCUUGGCUCGAUGAUAAUACCAACAACAAGGGGCAGUUUGACUUUUACUGGACACAUGGUUUGAACUCUGAUGAAGCCAAUGCAGGAAUAAACAAGUACUGUGACUUUCUCACUGGUCCUUCAGACACUUGUACCAAAUAUCAAGAUCAGGCAUAUGAUGAGCUUGGAAACAUUGAUGUUUACAACAUCUAUGCCCCACUUUGCCAAUCAAAUGCAAUGAAGACUGCUUCCACUGGUUUUAUCAAUAACUUUGAUCCCUGCACCGACAACUAUGUCAACUCCUACCUGAAUUUAGCUGAGGUGCAGAAAGCUUUUCAUGCCAGGAAUACGUCAUGGUCAGCUUGCAACGACUUAGGAUGGGCAGACGCCCCUACAACCAUUCUACCCACAAUCAAGCAGCUCAUAGCAAGUGGCACUAGAAUAUGGUUAUAUAGUGGUGACAUUGACGGUCGGUGUCCAGUAACCGCCACUAGGUAUGCAGUAAACAGCUUGAAGCUUCCUGUGACCACGGAUUACCGGCCAUGGUAUUAUGACAACGAGGUUGGCGGGUUCGUGGUUGAAUAUCAGGGACUGGCCUUAGCCACAGUAAGAGGUGCAGGGCAUGAAGUUCCAAGCUACCAACCAGAACGAGCACUGGCAUUGAUCUCAUCUUUCCUUCAGGGAAAACUUCCUCCAUCAAAUUGAAUAAAUUUUCUUAACCUGAUUCAGCAGGUUAAUACUUCUCUCUAUGUAAUGCCCUGUGAAGUCCUAGAAAAGAUGAAAUUAUGUAAAUGAAAAUAAGGCAUCUAACCUGAGCCUGUUGUGUUGUU
Molecule: messenger RNA, 1595 nt
Organism: Cornus florida
Lineage: Eukaryota; Viridiplantae; Streptophyta; Magnoliopsida; Cornales; Cornaceae
Product: serine carboxypeptidase 1-like
Exons: 8
Coding region: 1-1470 (489 amino acids)
Biological process (GO): proteolysis
Cellular component (GO): vacuole
Molecular function (GO): serine-type carboxypeptidase activity
Source: RefSeq, a predicted model, not a curated record